This is a messenger RNA of Stegostoma tigrinum, 2063 nucleotides long. RefSeq names its product intercellular adhesion molecule 1-like. The transcript has 7 exons. Gene Ontology annotation, biological process: cell-cell adhesion. Gene Ontology annotation, cellular component: membrane. The coding region runs from base 35 to 1759 and encodes 574 amino acids. The record is from RefSeq and is a predicted model, not a curated record. Gene Ontology annotation, molecular function: integrin binding. NCBI's taxonomy places the organism in Eukaryota, Metazoa, Chordata, Chondrichthyes, Orectolobiformes, Stegostomatidae.
GCAGAGACGAGCCUUUUGUUUAAAUUCUACAAACAUGGAUUUUAGGAGGAAAUCUCUGCUUGGAUGUCUUUACUUCUCCGUGUUAAUGUUCAGAAUAACAGACACUGAACCUAAAUUUGAAGUUUCAAUGGAUACAAAUCCUGCAGCGGUGGAAUUUGGGGACUCCUUGGAGACGAACUGCAGCACAACAUGUUCUUAUCCAACAAUAAAUGUAGAACUUAAACCAGGAAUAAAUUCUAACAGAACAAUUGGCGCUGCUUGGCACUAUGACUAUUUCCAAAGUAUCCAGAAGUGGGAUGUUACACUAUCAUGUUUUGUGAGAUGUAAAUCAAAUAAUUCAACGCUGAAUGAAGUGAAAAAGAGUGUCGCAGUAUACAAUCGAGAGAUAAACACUACAUUGCUCCCUGAAGUGCUGGAGGUUAACAGGAGAUAUAGUCUGCAGUGCAUCGGACCAAGAGUCUACCCAAACAACAAACUCAUUCUCACAUGGAUAAGAGGGAGUGAGAUUGUUCAGAGAAAUUCUGCAGAAAAACAAGGUCUUCCGGAUGAAGAUAACAGGUUGAGAAAUGUCUUCAAUUUCACUGCAAGUCUAUUAGAUGAUGGACAGGAGUACACCUGCUUGGCUGAAGUGGACUUGGGCUCUAACGCCACAAUGUCAAUCACAAACUCCUCUGUCACUCUGCAAACCUACUCUUUCAUGGAUCAGCCUAGAAUCCUGGACAAAAGGCCCAAAGAAGUGAAGCAAGAGGUCAUAUUAACAUGUGAGGUCUCAGAUGUCUAUCCAGUUGAGAAGAUGAGAGUACGAUGGUUUCAGGAUGGUGAGGAACUGAACUCAGUUACCACAAGGCCAAAUUCUAACACUGUCCAAUCAACAGCAGCGUGGACACCGCAGGAAACUGGUCUGAUCGAAGUUGUCUGUAUGGCUGAUUUUGAGAAGUAUCCAUCAGUUCCCUCAAAGAAUCACACGGUCUUCAUUGAGGUGUACGUUUUCUCUUCCCCUGAAAUCCAAAUACCAACCAGCCAUGGAGGAAAUCUGGUUAACAUUACGUGCCAUGUAUUAAAUGUCUCAGGGGAUCUUGAACUCAAACUGAAGAAAGAAAAUGACAUAUUAGCGAAAGGAUCGAGCAGUACUGGGCUCACUAUCUCUCAUACAGUACAGGCUCAAGCAAAGCUGGAUGGACAGCAGUUUAUCUGUGAAGCUGAACUGAAACUUCAAGAUCAGUCAAUAACCAGCCCUGUUAUUAAACAACAAGUUGGAACCUUCCAUGUCCUGUAUAAACCACGAGACACAAUCAUGACCAUAUCAGUAAAUAACAAAACAGUGUCAGGCUUUCCGGUAGAAGUCACUAAAGGUGAUGAAAUUACAUUAAGCUGUAUGUCCGAUGGAAGACCCUCACCUGUAUUAGAGUGGGUAAAUCCCAGUAAUGGCAACAAUAUUGAGAUUGGUCCUGGAUUUCUUCGUAUUCCGUACAUAACCUCAGAACAUCAAGGAAUUUAUAUAUGUAGAGCUACCAAUCAAUAUGGAAGUGAUGAGAAGGAUGUGGACAUCAGGGUCAAAGAUUUAACAUCGAUAAUACUAUUGAUCGCAGGAAUAGCAGCAGUAUUAAUAACAGCUGCAGCAACGGCCUCGUACUUGAAAAACAACGCCCGUAAAAGAGGACAGUACGAAUUAGACAAAGCAAAACCCAACAAUAAUGCACAGAUCCCCAAUGGGAAUGAUCAUCAUGAAGAUGUUCCUCUGGAGGAACGUCAUCCAUAACUUGGUAGCACAACAACAAUUACAAACUAGUAUGAUCAAUCUUCUGAGGAGAAAUACCGAUGAUCCUGCAGACAAUUUUGUUUCCACCAGGUACAGCUCAUUGUAGUAUUAAAAUCUGUUUGCAGUAAUUACUGUAGUAAUUGUAAUGACAACUUGUUAUUCACAUUUCUCAACAUUUUUUGGAUUACUCUUGAAAUGCUGUAUUGAUCACUUUCUUUUAAACUGUGGAUUGUUACCUGUGUUUCGGUAACUAGAUUCAGCAUUAAUAUCAUCACAGGUUUAUCAAAACAACUUUGUUUCACAA